AUGUUGGCGUUUCCGAACGUCUCUAUCGCCAUGUACGUCCUUUGGAAAGCUAUCGAAGCGAUCUAUCGGGAUCUGAUCAAGAAAGGUUACUUACGGCCUAUGCCUUAUGGCGAUCUGUUCCUCUACACUGUAUCGACAGCUUACGUCCUUUGGCAAAUCGUUAUCGAACCACAAGCAAUUCGGAAAGGAUACUUGAAGUUCCUACUCGGGCUUACUGGAAACAGGAUGUCCUUGCUGAAUCGUGAUCUCUACGAGCACUUCGGUUACCAGUCACGUUUACUGUUUCCUUAUCGACCAAUGCUCAACACUAAAUAUGUGACGAUCAAUCCGAUGCUGUAUCAGCCAAUAUCGCCGCCAUAA
Ostertagia ostertagi is the source of this 360-nucleotide messenger RNA. Lineage: Eukaryota; Metazoa; Nematoda; Chromadorea; Rhabditida; Trichostrongylidae. The record is from the annotation of a GenBank genome assembly.